AUGUCUCCUUAUGGAGCAGAAGCUGCGGACCUUGCCCAGGCUGGUGGCUCAUUGUUAAUCAAUAUGGGAACCGUUAAUUCGGACAGUCUUGGCAACUAUGUCCAAGCGAUACAGGCGUAUAACCAGCUUGGAAGUCCUGUUGUCUUUGACCCGGUGGGAGCAGCUGCCAGUCAGGUUCGCCGAAACAUGGUCAAAGAUCUCCUAGCAGAAGGUUAUUUUACUCUCAUCAAAGGCAAUGAGAGCGAGAUUAAAGGUAUUCUUGGGCGCGCCCCUACUAAACAGAUUGGAGUUGAUAGCGGACCAAGCACUCUUAAUCUCAUUGAAAAGGCUACUGUUGUGCAGGAGCUUGCGAUAAGAGAAAAAAAUAUCGUCCUUAUGACGGGGCCAAUUGACAUUCUUAGCGAUGGCAUGCGUACUCUCGCAAUAAAAAAUGGCCAUCACUAUCUAGGACAAGUUACUGGUACUGGAUGUGUCUUGGGCCUUAUUGCGGCAUCUUUUCUGGCAGUGGAGCGCACUGACAAACUUCUUGCCGUUCUUGCCGGUGUCAUCAUGUUCGAAAUUGCCUCGGAGAAUGCUGCUUCUAGAGAAGAUGUCAAGGGCCCAGGAACCUUCGUGCCGGCUCUUCUUGACGAGUUAUAUGCUCUACGUGAGGGCACAAAGGCACACCCAAAAAAGAACUGGAUUAAGGAGCGCGCGAGGCUUCAAAUUCUCGAAGUCGAUUUUUGA
This is a messenger RNA of Ophidiomyces ophidiicola, 726 nucleotides long. Its product is annotated as thiamine biosynthetic bifunctional enzyme. The record is from RefSeq and is a predicted model, not a curated record. Gene Ontology annotation, molecular function: hydroxyethylthiazole kinase activity; ATP binding; magnesium ion binding. The transcript has 3 exons. NCBI's taxonomy places the organism in Eukaryota, Fungi, Ascomycota, Eurotiomycetes, Onygenales, Onygenaceae. Gene Ontology annotation, biological process: thiamine biosynthetic process. Bases 1 to 726 code for a protein of 241 amino acids.